Eruca vesicaria subsp. sativa (arugula) is the source of this 183-nucleotide messenger RNA. NCBI's taxonomy places the organism in Eukaryota, Viridiplantae, Streptophyta, Magnoliopsida, Brassicales, Brassicaceae. The record is from the annotation of a GenBank genome assembly.
AUGGCUCGCUUGGCUACGGACGGGAAGCUUCGUGCAUCUGAAAUAUAUGGAGUUGCCGACAACGUAAACGGGACUGCCGCGAGGUGGUUACAUGUACUAUUCCUACGGAUGUCGCCAGUUAUACUUAUUUUUUUGGCUGUGAAUGACCUAGAAUUAAUUGGAGAAGAUGAACAGUUUUUGUAA